Gracilinanus agilis (Agile Gracile Mouse Opossum) is the source of this 1467-nucleotide messenger RNA. RefSeq names its product pyruvate dehydrogenase E1 subunit beta (gene PDHB). The record is from RefSeq and is a predicted model, not a curated record. Gene Ontology annotation, biological process: pyruvate decarboxylation to acetyl-CoA. Gene Ontology annotation, molecular function: pyruvate dehydrogenase (acetyl-transferring) activity. The transcript is spliced from 10 exons. Bases 24 to 1109 code for a protein of 361 amino acids. Lineage: Eukaryota; Metazoa; Chordata; Mammalia; Didelphimorphia; Didelphidae.
CACCGGCAGAGGACACGGGCAAAAUGGCGGCAGGGAUAGUGCGAGGUGGGCUUGCCGGCUGCGGGCAGCAGGUGACCCGGCUGCUGAGGAGGCGCUUCCAUCGCUCGGCGCCUGCCGCGCUGCAGGUGACGGUCCGAGAUGCCCUGAAUCAGGGAAUGGAUGAAGAACUGGAACGGGACGAGAGGGUCUUCUUGCUUGGAGAAGAAGUUGCUCAGUAUGAUGGGGCUUACAAGGUCAGCAGGGGGCUGUGGAAGAAAUAUGGGGACAAGAGAAUCAUCGACACACCGAUAUCCGAGAUGGGCUUUGCUGGGAUUGCUGUUGGGGCAGCUAUGGCUGGAUUAAGGCCCAUUUGUGAAUUCAUGACCUUCAAUUUCUCUAUGCAAGCAAUUGACCAGGUUAUAAACUCAGCUGCCAAGACUUACUACAUGUCCGGUGGGCUUCAGCCUGUGCCCAUUGUCUUCAGGGGACCUAAUGGUGCUUCAGCUGGCGUAGCUGCCCAGCAUUCCCAGUGCUUUGCAGCAUGGUAUGGGCACUGUCCUGGAUUAAAAGUAGUCAGUCCUUGGAGUUCAGAGGAUGCAAAAGGUCUCAUUAAAUCAGCAAUCCGGGAUGAUAAUCCAGUUGUGGUGCUGGAAAAUGAGCUGAUGUAUGGAGUUCCUUUUGAAUUUCCAGAUGAAGCUCAGUCAAAAGAUUUCCUGGUUCCUAUUGGAAAAGCUAAAAUAGAAAGACAAGGAACCCACGUUACACUGGUUUCCCACUCACGACCUGUUGGCCACUGUGUGGAGGCAGCUGCUAUAUUAUCUAAAGAGGGAGUGGAAUGUGAGGUGAUCAACCUGCGGACCAUCCGACCGAUGGACGUGGAGACCAUCGAGGCCAGCGUGAUGAAGACCAACCAUCUCAUCACGGUCGAAGGCGGCUGGCCCCAGUUUGGGGUGGGGGCGGAGAUCUGCUCGAGGAUCAUGGAAGGCCCCGCAUUUAACUUCCUGGACGCUCCCGCUGCCCGCGUCACGGGGGCCGACGUUCCGAUGCCUUACGCGAAGCAGCUGGAGGAGAACUGCGUCCCGCAGGUCAAGGACAUCAUCUUUGCAGUCAAGAAGACGCUGAACAUCUAGUGCGUGCUUUGGCCUUGGAGCGCCCGCGAGGGAUUCCGGCGUGGAAUCUCGCUUCAGAGGCUUGGGUGGGCCCCGCUCCCCGUGCCCUCGACUGACUCUAGAACCACAAGGCCUCCGGAUACCACUUUGGAUGGGGAAGGCGGCAAAGCUUUGGGGCGGACACACUCCGGCCAUGUCCGCUCCAAGGCCCCGCCCCCUCGUGUCUGUUACAGUUAGGUUCUUUGUGCCUCCAGUACUGGCACCGAAGGAACCCCAGCCAGCGUCUGCCUGACAGUUAACUUAUCACUACAGAAGGAAAGCAUGGUCUGACUGUUGGGUUCUAUUUUGAUAAGGAAUAAAUACCUUCUGGUUCUGGUCA